Molecule: messenger RNA, 1593 nt
Organism: Dromiciops gliroides (monito del monte)
Lineage: Eukaryota; Metazoa; Chordata; Mammalia; Microbiotheria; Microbiotheriidae
Gene: PEX39
Product: chromosome 4 C6orf226 homolog
Exons: 1
Coding region: 342-833 (163 amino acids)
Source: RefSeq, a predicted model, not a curated record
UGUGCUCCCCCCUCCGGGCUGACUUGGUAGGGCCCAGCUCCUCUCUCAAACCCGGUCGCUCGUUCUUUUCCGGCCUCCCAUAUGGGAAGUGGGACCUCGAACGCGGUCUCCGGCUCUGCUUUGCUUCCUUUGGCUUGUCUUUGUGCCCAGGUCUAGCCGUGCCCUCCUGCAGAGGCCAGUGCCAGGUAUCGGCGGCCGGCGUGUACGGGAGGGGGUUGGGCCGUGCCUAGCGAGCCCUGUCUCCUAGUACAACGAGGCCGUGUUCUCCCGAGCCGAGGGCCCCAACUCCGCUCUUGGCAGCAGAGCGGGCCCGGGAGCCGUCCGGCUGCUGCCAGCUGCAAAUGCAGGCCGGCCCGACGGGAGGGCAGGACCCGGAGCCUGACCCGAUGGGAAGGGAGUACGCGGAGCCCGGCCCUGCGGGAGGAGAGCACCCGGAGCCCGGCCCCGCUGUCGUGGAUGCAGUGAGGCCCCGUGUCCCCGGGCCGUCCGCGCGGGAGGAAGAGGAGGAGGGUGGCCCGGGCCCACUCGGAGAAGCACGAGACCCCCGCUGCUCUGGGCCUGAGAAGGCGGGCCCAGUCCGCCCCUGCGCCCCAGGCCCGGCCUCCCCUGCGGGCCCAGCGCUGUCCCGGGAGGAGGGGGAGGCCCCGGAGCCGUCCCGCGCCGUGUCUCUUUCCGAGAUUCUGCGGCUGGUGCAGCAAGGCCAGGACAUCCCCGGGCUGGAGAAGCUGCACAUCACGGCCACCUGCAGGGAGCCCACCGCCUCGCGAAUCCCCCGGAGACCCAAGCCUUGGGAAACCAGGCUGCCAGCCGGUCCCGCCGUCCCCUCGCCCUAGACCCCCUGGCUAGACUAGACCCCUUCCCCUCGAACCCCUACUGCCGCUGCCGAGCCGCUUGGCCACCAGACUGGCUGGGUGGGGACAUACCUUGUGAAUCCAGCCGCCAGCAGUCUGUAUUCAUUCAGAAAACAUUUAAGCCCUUACCCUGUUGCCAGGCGCUCCCUUGGAUUGCAUAGCUUGGGAGUGAGGGGGUGGUUGGGUACCCUCCCCUCCUGAGCGAAGGAAGAGCAUUAAUGGAAAGGGCACCAGACUUAGCUGAGACACCACUACAUAGCGAGAGCAAAUCAGUUCGCUUCUGAGCCAGUUUCCUCCAUACAAGUGGGGUGAGCUUGCACUACCUACCUGGAAGGGUUGGGAUGUCGAAACUGCUUGGCUGACCUUAAAGCACUGUAUUAAUAUGAACCAUGAUUAUCUGAACCGAAGCUUCGGUUUCUGUUGCAUCGAAGACAAGCUAAAACUUUUAUUAGCUUGAGGACAGCUAUUGAAGGCGAUGGAUUGAAGUACCUUACCCCCCACCUCCCCCAAAAGAUGCUUCCUGAGCUACAGAAACUUGACAACUUUUGAAGCUACAUAUAGAGGAUUUUAUAAAUUUCUCAGAUAAUCCACAGUACAAAAGACAAACGUUCUAAAACCAGUGUGGCCAAUAUGAAAACCCACAAUUUGACUUUCAAGAGCUUGAUAACCAGCAGUCUUGGUCAUUUCCAAAUGGAAUUUACAUUGUGAUUAUGAAAUUACAAUAAAUGAUAUACUUAACUUA